Colletotrichum siamense is the source of this 264-nucleotide messenger RNA. RefSeq lists its product as uncharacterized. The coding region runs from base 1 to 264 and encodes 87 amino acids. NCBI's taxonomy places the organism in Eukaryota, Fungi, Ascomycota, Sordariomycetes, Glomerellales, Glomerellaceae. The transcript has a single exon. The record is from RefSeq and is a predicted model, not a curated record.
AUGAAAGUACCUGAGAUUCUCGUUCUCGUCUCGAUGGCUCUUGGCGCUACGGCCCGCUGCAAAAAGGCCAUCGCCAGCUUGUGCGAAUCAAAUUCCUCAGCGGUCGCGCAAGGCUUUACGUCUAGCUUCACCUGUCAAUCGUCCGAAGAGCUUCCUUGUCAGACAGAGUGCAUCACCACUGGCACCAAGGGAAUCGAGGUGGCGAAGUGCUGCAAAAGCGCAUGUAUGAUGACCCUUCACACAUUGAAGCAACAUUGUUACUGA